ACGUGACUAAACCUGCCAAGUUCGUAAGCGGUAGCCAGAAUCUAAACCUGGAUAGUCCGGUCCCGGGGAUAGGUUCUUAACCACAAAGGCAUUUUCUAAAAUUUUUAAAAGUACAGAAGCACAGGAAAGAGACAUUUUGGCCAGAAUAAGGGUUAAGGGAAGGCUUCAUGGAUGAAGUGGCAUUCGCUCUGGGUCUUGAAGGUCAACAGAUGGACAGGGCUCCUGGGGAGGAAGGACUCGAACGGGGAAGGAACAGCCUGACGAAGAGGCACUUUGGGUACCAGCCAGCUGACGACAGCAAGAUCAGGUCCGGUGCGCGCGGGAGGAAGCUGGGAAGGGACGCCGCGCCCAGAUCCCGAGGUCCUUGAGCACCAGGCCCUCUGCAAGGAACCGGGGAGGAAAAUCUCAAACUAUUAAUAGAAGAGCGGCAAAAAGGAAUUCGUGGACACCCCUCCCUGUUGGAAGGACUUUCCCUGCCAGAGACCAAGGCUGGCAGCACAGCUACACUUCCCUCAGAGGGAAACAGCCGACCAAAGUGGUCAAGGUCGCCCGCGCGGGCUCGGGAGCUGUACGUCCUGGCCGAACACUCGCGUCCCGAGCACAGACGCUGCGUAUUUGGCUGCUAGCCCGUGCCCGCCAGGCCGGGCCUGGCAGCGCCAACACCUGCUCGGCGGGAACAGGAAGACCUGUCCUCGGGAACUCCCUCCGGCCACCUCCCCGUAUCCUCCAGGUCCUCGAAGGUCGAACAGGCGUCCUCUCCUGGACACCCGCCGCGCGCUCGGCUCCUCCCCUCCGCGGGGAGACCGAAGGAAUAACAGCCUCUGCGAUAGGAGCACGCUCUACCAAUCAACCGUAGUCUCCGCCCACGCCUAAGCCGGAGUAAAUUGCAUUGGUUACAUCAUUCUCGGCCGCCGAUAAGAUUGUUUUCUUGGAUUGGCUAAUAGCGUUCCUUCCCGCCUGGCUCUUCGUCGUCACAAGCUGCCGAUUGGUUAAUCGCGUUACCAAGCUCUGGACGCGGCUCGACCAUUGGAGGCCGCGGGCCCGCCCCCGUCGGCUAGGUGAAGGUGAGAGUCUCCUCCAGUCGCAGCGGCCAGACCUGACAGGCCAGCUCCGGGCGCAGGGUGAAAGGGUUCGAUUCCUGCUCUCUCGAUAUGGCGCCUCCGUCAGUCUUUUCCGAGGUUCCGCAGGCCCAGCCUGUCCUGGUCUUCAAGCUCACUGCCGACUUCCGGGAGGAUCCGGACCCCCGCAAGGUCAACCUGGGAGUGGGAGCAUAUCGCACCGAUGACUGCCAUCCCUGGGUUUUGCCAGUAGUGAAGAAAGUGGAGCAGAAGAUUGCUAAUGACAAUAGCCUAAACCACGAGUAUCUGCCAAUCCUGGGCCUGGCCGAGUUCCGGAGCUGUGCUUCUCGUCUUGCCCUUGGGGAUGACAGCCCAGCUCUCAAGGAGAAGCGGGUAGGAGGUGUGCAGUCUUUGGGGGGAACGGGUGCACUUCGAAUUGGGGCUGAUUUCUUAGCGCGCUGGUACAAUGGAACAAACAACAAGAACACACCCGUCUACGUGUCCUCACCAACCUGGGAGAAUCACAAUGCUGUAUUUUCCGCUGCUGGUUUUAAAGACAUUCGGUCCUAUCGCUACUGGGAUGCAGAGAAGAGAGGACUGGACCUCCAGGGCUUCCUGAAUGAUCUGGAGAACGCUCCUGAGUUCUCCAUCAUUGUCCUCCAUGCCUGUGCACACAACCCAACUGGGACCGACCCAACUCCGGAGCAGUGGAAGCAGAUUGCUUCUGUCAUGAAGCACCGGUUUCUGUUCCCCUUCUUUGACUCAGCCUAUCAGGGCUUUGCAUCUGGAAACCUAGAGAGAGAUGCCUGGGCCAUUCGCUAUUUUGUGUCUGAAGGCUUCGAGUUCUUCUGUGCCCAGUCCUUCUCCAAGAACUUCGGGCUCUACAAUGAGAGAGUUGGGAAUCUGACUGUGGUUGGAAAAGAACCUGAGAGCAUCCUGCGAGUCCUUUCCCAGAUGGAGAAGAUUGUGCGGAUUACUUGGUCCAAUCCCCCCGCCCAGGGAGCACGAAUCGUGGCCGACACCCUCUCUAACCCUGAGCUCUUUGAGGAAUGGAAAGGUAAUGUGAAGACAAUGGCUGACCGGAUUCUGACCAUGAGAUCUGAACUCAGGGCACGACUAGAAGCCCUCAAAACCCCUGGGACCUGGAACCACAUCACUGAUCAAAUUGGCAUGUUCAGCUACACUGGGUUGAACCGGGAAAGAAGGAAAGCUGUAAUUGCCAUACAAUUGCUGAGCCUCCACUGCUUUAAGGAUCCCCUCUGCUCUGAUUAUGUCUCCUUUUGGUUUUCAACAGCCAAGCAGGUUGAGUAUCUGAUCAAUGAAAAGCACAUCUACCUGCUGCCAAGUGGUCGAAUCAACGUGAGUGGCUUAACCACCAAAAAUCUAGAUUAUGUGGCCACCUCCAUCCAUGAAGCCAUCACCAAAAUCCAGUGAAGAAGCACCACCCGUCCAGUACCACCAAAGUAGUUCUGUCAUGCGUGUUCCCUGCCUGCACAAACCUACAUGUACAUAUCAUGGAUUAGAGACACUUGCAGGACUGGAAGACUGCUCUGGUGAGGCGGCCUCUGUUUAAACCGUCCCCACGUGAAGAGAACAUCCCUUGAGACGAAUUUGGAGACUGGGAUUAGAGCCUUUUGGAGGUCAAAGCAAAUUAAAAUUUUUAUUUAAGAAUAAAAGAGUACUUUGAUCAUGAGACAUAGGUAUCUUGUCCCCCUGGCUAAAAGGCAGGAGUAUUGCGUGUGGCAACCACGUGCUUCUGUGUGGUGUUUGACUCUGUACAAAGUCUAGUCCCAAAGAUCAAGUUGUCUGAAGGAGCCAAAGUGUGAAUGUGGGUGUCGGCUGUGGCAUUAAACUCAUCAUCUCAACCCAGAGUGUCUGGUCUGCCUGCUCUUUCUGCAUGGUUGUGUCCCUAGUCCUAAGCUUUGGUUCUUUAGGGCGACUGUGUUAAGAAGGAUAUUUAAUCAUGACACACACAUAUUUAACUGAAACAGAAGUUUGACCAAACAGUAUUCACUCGUGAUGUGUGUAGUGCGUUCUAUUUUUGAGCCAUUCUACUGUGUUCUACUUCACCUAAAAAAGUAAAAUAAAAAUGUUGAUCAAGA
Messenger RNA from Macaca mulatta (Rhesus monkey), 3160 nucleotides. Lineage: Eukaryota; Metazoa; Chordata; Mammalia; Primates; Cercopithecidae. The record is from RefSeq and is a predicted model, not a curated record.